AUGGCCAACCCUGAGCCGCCUACGCCUGGACGCUCAUCCGAAGACACCAGGUGGUCUAUAAUCAAGUUUGAAAAUGCCUCAGUCCCAAGGCGUGGGAAACAGCUUACCGCUGCCCAGGAGCAGAUCCUCAUCCAGCUCUUCCAGGCUAACAACAAUGACAUUGCGGAUCCUGCAAAGCACACGAAGAAAUUUUGGAUGCUGCUCUCUCGCCUGCUCAGCGAAAGGAUUGGGCGUCAGUACUCGUGGCAGUCCUGCCGUCGUCGUGUGACUCGGUAUCAUGCAGAUCUCGAGACGGAGUCCAGGGAAUCUGGAGCCGACGAAGAUGAAGUCUCACCAGAACAGGCAGUUAAGUUCGCCAACUCCCCUGCCCCUGCUUCAUGUACCACCAAGAUAGAAUCUUCCCGAUGUCACCAACGCCCUCGAACCCGUUCGCUUUCUCCUGUCCACGCGGACGAGGACCAAAUGUGCCGCAAGCGAUUGCGUCAGUCCCCUGACAGCUCGCAGUUUGACGAUGAAGAUUAUUUGGAAGCCUCUGAGUCUUCAGAUUCUGAUGCAACGAAGAUUCCACUGCCACCAAUGCCCAGGAGGCCCAUGAAACGGCGCAAGCCGGAAGGUCUCGGGGACGUGACGCCUGGAUCUGACCGUGCUGAACAACGACAAUCAUUAAAAGCUCCUUGA
Molecule: messenger RNA, 678 nt
Organism: Penicillium riverlandense
Lineage: Eukaryota; Fungi; Ascomycota; Eurotiomycetes; Eurotiales; Aspergillaceae
Exons: 1
Coding region: 1-678 (225 amino acids)
Source: RefSeq, a predicted model, not a curated record